This is a messenger RNA of Lactuca saligna, 990 nucleotides long. Lineage: Eukaryota; Viridiplantae; Streptophyta; Magnoliopsida; Asterales; Asteraceae. The record is from the annotation of a GenBank genome assembly.
AUGGUAAAAUAUAAGUUGCAAGACAAUAAAUGGAUGAAAGAUAUGUUUGAUUUGAGAAGCAGUUGGAUUCCAGCCUAUUUUAAAGAUGUACCGAUGUCAGGUCUAAUGAGAACAACUUCUCGGUCAGAAAGUGAGAAUUCAGCAUUCAAUAGGGUAUCGCAUCAUGGUUAUACGUUAAACAAUUUUAUGAAUGCUUUUGAGUCUGUUAUGGAAAGGCAAAGGAAUAAUCAGAUCAAAUUUGAUUUUGAUACAUCUACUAUAGUUCCAAUCAUCAAAACACCUCUUGAAGAUAUGGAGAAACAUGCAUCUAUGGUAUACACCAGGACUAUUUUUCUAAUGGUGCAGAGGGAGAUUCUUCAUUCACUUGUUUCUUGUUCACAGAAGAGUGUUACAUCAGGCGUUGUUUCUGACAUAUGCAUUGUCAAACAGAAAAGGACAAAUAUAUCAAAGAAGAAGGUAUUAGUUGAGAAAAAAAAAGUUGACAUCGAUUCUGAAUGGAAUUUUAACACAAGUGAAUGUGAUUUUGAGGUUGAAUUCAACAGAGAAGAUCUAACGGUGAAAUGUUCAUGCAUGCUUUUUGAGCGGUUUGGAAUUUUUUGUAGACACAUCUUCUGUAUUCUAAAGAUUUAUGACAUACAAGAGAUUCCGUCAAGAUACAUUCUUAAGAGAUGGAGAAGAGAUAUUAUCCCCACCACAGUUUUGAAAAGGACGUUUAGAUAUAGUGAUUCGUCUGGAAAUGUUGAGAAGUUAGAAGAGUUCAUGCAGAAGCUUGAAGUUUUUAUGACUGAUAUUGGUGAACAAGGUUCAGACAAAUUACCGGUUACAAAAGAAGAUCAUAUUGAUAAACUUUACGGAGCUACUACGAAUCCUGAAGUUGUUGAUGUUGAAAAUCCACCUAUGGUGAAGAAUAAAGGUUCUGGUACAGGAAAACGUUUAAAAAGUGCUUUGGAGAAGGCUACUAUUCAAGGUAACAAGCAAUCAAGAUCAUGA